Messenger RNA from Oppiella nova, 730 nucleotides. NCBI's taxonomy places the organism in Eukaryota, Metazoa, Arthropoda, Arachnida, Sarcoptiformes, Oppiidae. The record is from the annotation of a GenBank genome assembly.
UUCAGUCAUAAACAAUAUUCUUUGAAUUAAUCUUAACAUAAAAUUGCAUUUUACUUAAACUUGACUUUAUUUGACAGAUAGGGGUAGACUUUGCGCUAAAAGUAAUCAAUUGGGAUGAAAACACACUCAUUAGACUACAGUUAUGGGAUAUUGCGGGUCAGGAGAGGUUUGGGAAUAUGACGAGAGUUUAUUAUAAGGAAGCUGUCGGCGCUUUCCUGGUAUUUGACGUGAGCCGACCCCCAACUUUUGAAGCCAUACUCAAAUGGAAACACGAUUUGGACACUAAAGUGUGUUUACCCGAUGGUUCUCCCAUUCCCUGUCUCCUAUUAGCUAAUAAGUGCGAUAUGCCUAAGGAAGGGGCCGCCAAUAGUGCCGAUACUCUGGACAAGUUCUGUGAAGAGAACGGCUUCUGCGGCUGGUAUUACACGUCUGCCAAAGACAACGUCAAUGUCGACGAAUCGGCUAAAUAUUUAGUGGCAAAGAUACUGCAGAGACAGAAGACAUUGGCUUUGGAAGAGUCGACAAACAAAGACAUCUUGACUCUGGAUUACAGCAGUCAUGGCGACAGCACCAGAAGGCGAUGCAAUUGUUAGCCAUAUAUUCGUUAAAAUAUGGUUUAAUUUAUUAAAGAUUAAACAAUCAUUCACUGUUUUCGACAUACAUUUCUAUUUGAUUCAAUCUUCGGGUUCGUGACAAUGCCUUUCAUAUAUCGGAUCAAUAAGUCUCUCAU